Molecule: messenger RNA, 2882 nt
Organism: Lotus japonicus
Lineage: Eukaryota; Viridiplantae; Streptophyta; Magnoliopsida; Fabales; Fabaceae
Product: phospholipid--sterol O-acyltransferase
Exons: 16
Coding region: 80-1969 (629 amino acids)
Biological process (GO): lipid metabolic process
Cellular component (GO): cytoplasm
Source: RefSeq, a predicted model, not a curated record
CCGAUUGGAAUUUUCAACAGCUUAUAACGGAUGGUCAGAGUCACAUUUUCCGUCUCAUCUGUCUGUCCAGACCGCAAUAAUGUCCAACAAACCGCUGCUGCUAUGCUUCCUAACCGUCCUCGCCGCCGUCGCCGGACGCGGAGCAUCGUCGGACCUCGACUACUCGAAGCUCUCCGGCAUUAUCAUCCCCGGCUUCGCCUCCACUCAGCUCCGAGCAUGGUCGAUUCUUGACUGCCCUUACUCUCCUCUCGAUUUCAACCCUCUCGAUUUGGUCUGGUUGGACACCACCAAACUUCUUUCUGCGGUGAAUUGCUGGCUUAAGUGCAUGGUGCUGGAUCCUUACAACCAGACGGAUCACCCUGAUUGCAAGUCUCGCCCUGAUAGUGGUCUUUCUGGUAUUACAGAACUUGAUCCUGGUUAUAUAACAGGACCUCUUUCGUCGGUAUGGAAAGAAUGGAUUAAGUGGUGCAUUGAAUUUGGGAUAGAAGCUAAUGCAAUAUUGGCUGUCCCAUAUGAUUGGAGACUGUCACCGUCAAUGCUUGAAGAAAGAGAUCUUUACUUCCAUAAGCUAAAAUUGACAUUUGAAACUGCUUAUAAACUUCGAGGUGGCCCCUCUUUAGUUUUUGCCCAUUCAUUGGGUAAUCACGUUUUUCGUUAUUUCUUGGAGUGGUUGAAGCUAGAGAUAGCACCAAAACAUUAUUUCGAAUGGCUGGAUCAACAUAUUCACGCAUAUUUUGCUGUUGGAGCUCCCCUUUUGGGUGCAACUGAAACCGUCGAAGCAACACUCUCUGGUUUCACAUUUGGUCUUCCUAUAUCUGAGGGAACAGCUCGAUUGAUGUUCAACUCAUUUGGUUCAUCAUUGUGGAUGAUGCCUUUUUCCAAGUACUGCAGAACAGAUAAUAAAUAUUGGAAACAUUUUGCCGGAGAAAGGCAUGCAGGUCAUCAUACAUAUCGUUGUGAUGAGCGAGAAUUUCAUUCAAACUUAUCUGGAUGGCCAACAAAGAUAAUCAACAUUGAAAUCCCCUCAAGUCGUGGAUUUGAUGCAUAUCCUUCAUUUUCAGAGAUACCUGAUGCCAACUUGUCCAGCAUGGAAUGUGGACUACCUACUCAAUUAUCUUUCUCAGCUCGUGAAAUAGCUGAUGGCUCCUUUUUCAAGGCAAUUGAAGAUUAUGACCCAGAUAGCAAGAGGCUUUUGUACCAGUUAGAGAAAUCAUAUCUUAGUGAUCCUGUUCUUAAUCCACUUACACCUUGGGACCGGCCACCAAUUAAAAAUGUCUUCUGCAUUUAUGGCACUGAUUCAAAGACAAAGGUUGGUUACUACUUUGCCCCUAGUGGCAAGCCUUACCCUGACAACUGGAUCAUUACGGAUGUCGUUUAUGAGUUCGAAGGAUCUCUAAUCUCAAGGUCAGGGAAUCUGAUUGAAGGGGACCCAACAGCCAUAAGUGGUGAUGGGACGGUACCAUACACCUCCCUUUCCUGGUGCAAGAACUGGCUUGGACCAAAGGUGAACAUAACAAGAGCUCCUCAGUCCGAGCACGAUGGCUCAGAUGUACAGAUUGAAUUGAAUGUGGAACAUCACCAUGAAGAGGAUCUUGUUCCAAAUAUGACAAGAUCGCCCAGGGUUAAGUACAUAACAUAUUAUGAAGAUUCUGAAAGUAUUCCUGGAAAGAGGACAGCAGUUUGGGAGCUUGAUAAAGCAAAUCACAGGAACAUUGUUAGAUCACCAGUGCUAAUGAGGGAAUUAUGGCUUGAGAUGUGGCAUGAUGUCCAUCCUGAUGCAGAAUCAAAGUUUGUCACAAAAGUUAAGCGUGGACCUUUAAGAGAAGAGGACUGUUAUUGGGAUUAUGGGAAAGCUCGCUGUGCAUGGCCAGAGUAUUGUGAAUAUAGGUAUAUUUUUGGUGAUGUUCACUUGGGACAAAGCUGCAGGUUGAGAUAUACGUCGUCUGAUUUGUUGUUGCAUUAUUUAUAAAUAAAAAGGUGCUGGUGGUGGGAUUACCUUUUGACAAUUUCUAUUACUGGAAGCUACGCUACAAGCGGAUAUCAGAAUUCCUGCUCCACAUGACUGAUUUUUUGAAGUUUGGUCCGCAUUGCAGAAUUGUGAAGCACUGUGUACAAGCAAAUUCUUUGUUUGCUUGUUUGGAACAUUAACUCAUCUUCUUCUCUUCCUUUAUCAUCAUCUCAAUUUGCAUAGCAUAUCUUGGGCCAGAACUUGCUCAUUGUUGUACUCAACAGUUCCUAGCAGCUGGUACCUCUCAGUCUCAUUGAGAUAUUACUGGUGGCAUCUGAUACGCAUCUUCUUAUGCUCAGCAAAGGGAAAUUCAGGUUAUGGCUUCCUAUUUGUUGAAACACUGAUUUAUACUGCUAUUGAUCAAGUGUGUGUUUGGAUACCAAUUGAGUCAACGCGAAAGCACAUUCAUCUCAAUCCACCAGUUGAAUUCUUUUCACUUCUAACCUCGAAGUGAGUGCUAACGCCUCCAACUGGUAUCCAACCUUCACUGCUGGUUUCUUGAGUGACCGGUUCCCACUUUGCCAUCCUUGUAUUAACACGCGACAAUUUUGGUGAAUCUGUACAUCUAUAUUGGUCAAUUGGUUGACAGUUUUUUUAUAAAAACGAUUUAUUUACUGAAAGUAUGUUUAUAAAAAAACUUUUGGGUCCAUGUUUGACCUUGAAAGUUCUGAAGUGCCUGUAAUGUGGUAAGAACAUCCUUUACCAUUAGGACCUUUUCAAGGAUUGUCUCACUCUUUCGUUAGAUUGUCCUACUCAAGUCAAUAUCCUAUGUGUUUGUAUUACACUUUUAUGAAUCGUAAAUAGAGGAUUGGUUUAUUAAAAAAUGGAAGCUAGUCCCCCAUUUUUAUUUUAUAUAUUCAACAUGUUUUUGGAA